AUGGCGCUAUCUGAAUCUUGCUCUAGAUCACCUCCAACAGGCUUAUCACGAAAAUCCAGUAUUCCUCGACGAAGCAGCCACCCUUUAUCCAUCUCCAGUAACAAUAGCCAGAACCAUCACCAGAACCUGAGCUCGAACCUGAACCUGAACUUGAACCUGAACUUGAGUCAGAACCAUGACCAGAGCCCUCGCCGUCACCACCAUCACCCAGGUGGUCUCACAACAUCGUCUCAUUUAACAAUCAAAAACAACAACAACGACGAUGAGUUUUUGUCACAUUAUUUAAAGUCUCCCGACAUGAGGACUACUUUAAACGACCACCUGCUAUAUUUCAAGUCGAUCGAUAAGCAAAGAAAACUAGGUCCGUUGGAUAUUUAUCAACAGUACUUGAACCAAAACACCCAGAAAAAAUACCAUCUUUACUUUCAAAAACAAAACAAAAAGGAUAUCAUUUAUCAACAAUAUGUCAAGGAAAUUAGUCCCGGUAUCAGUCCUCGCACAGAAACCUUGAACAGGCGUCAAGGUGAUGUGGAAACCAAGGCACCGCCGGGCGAGCCCAAGAAGCUGAAAUACACGAGAGAAGACACGUCCAUUACUGAACCUAUAAUCACCAGACGACUAACUAGCGAGUUUAUGGACUGCCCCAUUGAUUUUCUAAUCAUUUUGAUAUCGAGAAUGCUCAAAUCGUUGAUCACGCUAAAUGACAAAUCUGUCCCCACCUCGAUAUCAAACCCGCCGGCUGCUUCGGUGUCAACUGCGCAACAGCCUACCAACAACCUCUUGACGAGGUAUCAUUCUCGAACACCUCCCGCGAUUUCGACAUUCACCUAUUUGACUCGUUUGACGAAAUUCAACAAUUUCAACCCCACCAUUCUAUUAACAACCAUCUACUACAUCGAUUUGCUAUCGCACCAGUAUCAGCCCUUUUUCACGCUAAACUCAUGGACAGUUCAUAGAUUUCUACUAGUUGCAACCAUGAUUGCCCAAAAAUCGUUGGAGGACUUUUUUUACACCAACGACCACUACGCUAAAGUUGGAGGUGUAGCCUUGAGCGAAUUAAACUGCUUGGAAUUGGAUUUUCUAUCGCGGGUAGAUUGGAGAUGUGUUCCGGGAAAGCAAGAAAUUGAUCCAUCCUCUGGUGUUUUGAAAAACAAGAUCAACUAUGCCAAGGACGUUUUGAAAUUGUACUAUUGUCAGUUGAUUGAGUUGAUGGGUAAAAACACUGUGCACGAUGAAAGUGAAAUCGCCAAUGGCGCAUGCAAAAAGUUGCAUUUUUUGAAAGAAGAAGACGAAGCAGACAUCAACAGCAAACGAGAUUCUUCUGGCGAAUCGGAAGAAGUCAAUGAAGAAGAUGGCGGGGAAGAUCUGGCUCAGCCAGAUGAUGAUGAUGACCAAUCCGAUGACGAUGGCGAGGACGAUGACGACUAUGAUGACGACGACGAAGACGAGGAAAUCUACUGCAGCGAGGAUGACUACGAGGAGAGGGACGCAGAGAACGACGAGGAAAACGUCAAGGUGUAUGGUUACCAUCCUAAAAACACUGGUCCUGAUUUCCGCAUUUACGACAAGAACGGUAAUAGCCUAAAUGGAGUAUCGUCUCCUCAUUUGAAAAGAAGAUACAGCAGUGAUUGA
Molecule: messenger RNA, 1632 nt
Organism: Lodderomyces beijingensis
Lineage: Eukaryota; Fungi; Ascomycota; Pichiomycetes; Serinales; Debaryomycetaceae
Source: the annotation of a GenBank genome assembly